AUGGAUUGCAUCUUGUUAGCAAUCCGGGCGUCUCAAGAAUUGGAUGCACAGGAAAGGAUAAAGGAGCAUUUUGGUGAAAGUGUUGCGAUAUAUGCACUGGACAGUGGUAGCCUGCUUCGCUGUGCCGAGGAUCGAAGCGAACAGGAUGCAGUGUUCCGAUCCUGGGUCAAAGAGAUCUGCCUUCUCCUCAAUAUAACAUUCUCUGAUGGUGCGGCACCAGCGAGUUCUGGUGGUGAUAAGCCGAAAAAGAAGACCGAAACGGCGGAUUCGCCAAUGGUAUUUUUAGAGAGCACAGUGAUGGCGGAGUGUCUGUUUUUUUUUUUCAGACAAGUGCGCGAGUUGCUGCAAGCAAAUCACUUGUCUCAGUUGGAGAAAUUAUUGUUGGUGCUCAGAGACCUCACAACGGCGCAGAAUGCACAUGCACGCAAAGGUGGCCUCAUUGGCCUUGCAGCUGCUGCAAUUGCGCUUGGAAAGAGUACAUCAGCAUACACGUCGCAUCUAAUCGAGCCUGUUCUAACAUGCUUCAAUGAUCCAGAUCCCAGAGUGCGCUAUUACGCUUGCGAGGUGUCACUGUAUAAUAUUGUGAAAAUCUGUCGCUCCUCGGCACUCUCUCACUUCAAUGAGCUUUUCGACACUCUUUGGAGGCUGUCCGCAGAUACAGACUUAAACGUACGCAGUGGAGCCGAACUUCUGGAUCGUUUAUUGAAGGUUUGA
Molecule: messenger RNA, 714 nt
Organism: Gongylonema pulchrum
Lineage: Eukaryota; Metazoa; Nematoda; Chromadorea; Rhabditida; Gongylonematidae
Source: the annotation of a GenBank genome assembly